AUGAUGGGCAACAGUGAACAACAACAACGUCAGCUGCAACAGCAAUACACAUUAACUGGUCUGCCACCACUGCCAAAAAGUCUGAGCGCCGCUGCCGCUGCCACUGCUAUGGGACCGGAGCUGGCGAGUGGAAGCGCACUGGGACAGGGUCAGGCGCAGGUGCGCUCUCACACAUCCUCACCGCAGCAACUGCAGGCGACCUCGUCCGUUGCCGCUUUGACUGCUGCGACGGGUGAUCUGUACCUGGGGCCAUCGACGUCCUCGGCUGCAGCAACGCGAAAUCGCAACUAUAACGGUCAUGGACGACAUGGCAGCUUGUCCUCGACACAAGAGUCGCUAAGUGAUCGCGAGAGCGUACAUAGUCGGGCCUCGUCCACACACAGCGCGGGCGGGAGCGCAGCACAACACCAUCAGCCGCUAUCCAAUAGCAGCAAUAACGCGUCAAGCACCAUCGACAACCAGCUGGCUAUACUGCGCCGCGAAAUGUACGGCUUACGGCAGCUGGACUUGUCGCUGCUGUCACAGCUGUGGGCGCUUAACGAGUCCAUUCAGGGCUUUCGGGUGUUUCUUCAGGAGCAAGAGGCCCUUUCGCCGCCAUCUCGUUCGCGCACGCCAUCCGAUGCCAACUCACUGUCAUCCGAUGAGGAUGAUGGGUCCUAUGCACCAGUUGCAGCACCGAAGCGAAAUCCACAGCCGGCAACUAUCGCCGCACUCUCUUCACCAGCGACUGGUAAUUUGCCCACGAAGUUGGCUACGGGUUCAACCACAUCGCAUGCAUCGACCAGCUCGACAUCUGGAGCAUCUGGCUCGUCUUCGGCAGCGUCCUCCAUGGGCAAGCACCAUCAUCACCAGCAGCAGCAGCAGCAUCAGAUUCCUCAUUAUCAUCGAUCAGCUGCUCCACCAGCGCCACCGACUCAGCACAAGGCGCAUCCGCAGUUGCCGCGUAUACUGCAGCAACGGAUGCGGCACGCGCCGCCUCCGCCACCGCCUACGCGACCCAAGGGUGGCGGCGCGAGCAGCAGCAGCAGCAACCAUAGUAUUAGCAGUGUCACGCAGCAGCAGCAGCAGCUGCUACAUCAAAACUUACAGCAUCAGAGGCCCCUAUGACAAAACCCAUUCUUGGACUAAGUAUGCUGAACGCGUAUUUGGUUCGAGAGCGAUCUAUCGAAAAUAGAUACCAUAACGUAAAGUAACAACAGAGCAACAUUUCUGAAAAGUCAAUUGCACAUUUAUCCAGGAGUCAAUUAACAUAGCAACACCUAAGGGCAGCUGAGGGCGACUUGUGAUCUUUACUGAUGGCUCUGCUCGACACAAACAUCCAAGCUUGCCAUACGUUCCAUUUCGUUCUGGAUUUUACGAAAUCGAUGUUAGAAAAAAACAUCCACCAACUUUGAAUGGUUACAUUUUUGAAUAGGAAAUUGUAUUCAAUAAUAAUAAUCUUCAAAUAGUCUGGGAUAAAAUCCUUUGAUAAGAACUACGUAAAUUGCAUAUUUAUACAUAUUUAUAAUCUAUUUGUAUAUUACCCGUAAACAUAAAUCUUAAUUGCUGCUUUGAAAUAGAAACUGCAUCGAACGAAUAAUACGAAAUCAAUCUUGUGGCAGAAGUCUUGGAUUUAAAAUGUUUACACAACAUUUGCAAUGAUAGCAAAAAAACAUAACAAUUUAUUAAAUUAACUAUUGUGCUAAUUGGACAUAUUAUUAAAUGAAAAACUGUAUAACAAAGCAUACUCACUCAUUAGAUUUAACCAAAUCAGAACUCGUGGUCUAGAACAUUAAAUCUAUCCAUUUAUAUGUAUAUUAUUUUGUUAUUUUCCAGUGAUAAUUGAGCCGAUUCCUAA
Messenger RNA from Drosophila montana, 1837 nucleotides. It is a transcript of the gene lmgB, whose product is annotated as lemming B. NCBI's taxonomy places the organism in Eukaryota, Metazoa, Arthropoda, Insecta, Diptera, Drosophilidae. The record is from RefSeq and is a predicted model, not a curated record. The transcript has a single exon. Bases 1 to 1107 code for a protein of 368 amino acids.